CACUUUUUCUCCGAAUUGUCCAAAUCCAUCACUUAAACCCCAAAUUCAAAAAAAAAAAAAAAAAGGAAAAUUAUAAUGUGAGCUGGUCAAGGCAGUCUUUAAUAUUUUUAGUCGCCGGCGAUCCAACUGAAGGCUAACUCAUUGUUUCAUAAUCUGCUCACACGUUCUCCUCAUCUUCACUUCACCACUCCUCCAAAAACCCCAUUGCAAAGAAGCUUCUCUUUUUAUUACAACAACACAAGUCAGCCAAAGCUAUACCCAAAAAUAUGCUGUGUUUUUUUAUUCUUUUAUGACAUUAAAUAACUAUAAAGUCCACAAAUCGUGAUGUCUUAGAGCUUGUAGUUUCUGCUUCUCACGACUUGGUCUCUAUUUUCUUACAAGUUUUAAAAGACACAAGUUGGAGACCAACGAAAGAGAGGAACAAAGAAAACGAGGUUUUGAAUAGUUCAGAAUUUUAGAGGUUCUCAAAUAAGGCUUUGUCAAGAUUGGACAAAGACAGGGACCUAAACAAAAUCCAUUUAAAGACUUCGCGGUUGUUUUAUAAAUAUAAGUAGAAAGAAAUAGAAAGGUGAGGUUUUGUUAUGUUGGUGUUGCUAAUGCCGAGUCCAAUAUCUGUUUUUUGCUUUAUUUUAAACAUGAUUUGAUCUUUUCUUCCUUAAAGGUAAAUUGGGUCUUUGUUUUCUUUGGGUCUCUUGUUUGGUUGAUAGGAAAAUGUGGGAGUAAGAGAGGGAUAAUAUGAGGUUUUGGAAGAAGGGUAUUUUCUGAUUUGGGUUUUUAGAGGUGCCCUUUUGGCUAUUUAGUGGUUUGCUGCUUGGAUUUUUUGUGAGGAUUGAAGUUCAGAUUUUGAGGAUCUCAGGAUAAUUCUCUGGUAAAAUGGCAUCGAAUUUUAAAGGGAGCCGAUCAUCUUUGUCGAUUUCCUCUGAUGCAGCAGAGUCACAUAAGCCUCCAAUACCUCCAACUGUGACAUUUGCGCGGAGAACUUCCUCAGGUCGUUAUGUUAGCUAUUCAAGGGAUGAUCUCGACAGUGAGCUUGGUAGUAGUGACUUCAUGAACUAUACAGUUCAUAUACCACCUACACCUGACAACCAACCCAUGGACCCUUCCAUUUCACAGAAGGUUGAAGAACAAUACGUGUCGAAUUCUCUUUUUACCGGUGGAUUCAAUAGUGUUACAAGAGCUCACCUUAUGGACAAGGUGAUUGAGUCUGAAGCAAACCAUCCCCAGAUGGCUGGUGCAAAAGGAUCUUCUUGUGCAAUUCCUGGGUGUGAUGCAAAGGUGAUGAGUGAUGAACGUGGUGCAGAUAUUCUCCCAUGCGAGUGUGAUUUCAAAAUUUGUCGGGAUUGCUAUAUUGAUGCAGUGAAAACAGGGGGUGGAAUAUGCCCUGGAUGUAAGGAGCCAUAUAAGAACACAGAUCUGGAUGAAAUAGCUGUGGAUAAUAAUUCCAGGCCACUUCCACUUCCUCCACCUGGUACAAUGUCCAAAAUGGAAAGGCGGUUGUCUUUAAUGAAGUCAACGAAGUCAGUGCUCAUGAAGAGUCAAACUGGAGAUUUUGAUCACAAUCGUUGGCUGUUUGAGACUAGAGGAACUUAUGGUUAUGGCAAUGCUAUAUGGCCAAAAGAUGGUAAUCUGGGAAAUGGAAAUGAUGAUGAAGUUGCUGAGCCAACAGAAUUGAUGAGCAAACCAUGGAGGCCACUUACUCGGAAACUAAAAAUACCAGCAGCUGUUCUAAGCCCAUAUCGGCUUCUAAUAUUUUUGCGAAUUGUUGUUCUUGCAUUGUUUUUGGCUUGGAGGGUCAACCAUCCAAACAACGAUGCAAUUUGGCUAUGGGGAAUGUCUGUGGUUUGUGAAAUUUGGUUUGCUUUUUCAUGGCUUCUUGACCAACUGCCCAAGCUCUGCCCAGUAAAUCGUGCUACAGACCUUAAUGUGUUGAAGGACAAAUUUGAAACACCAGGCCCUAACAACCCUACUGGAAAAUCUGACCUUCCAGGAAUAGAUGUCUUUGUCUCUACUGCAGAUCCAGAGAAAGAACCACCUCUUGUCACUGCAAACACUAUCUUGUCAAUUCUAGCUGCAGAUUACCCUGUUGAAAAACUUGCUUGUUAUGUUUCUGACGAUGGAGGAGCACUUUUAACAUUUGAGGCCAUGGCUGAAGCAGCAAGUUUUGCUAAUAUAUGGGUUCCAUUUUGCCGUAAACAUGAUAUUGAACCCAGGAAUCCAGAAUCCUACUUCAAUCUUAAGAGGGAUCCUUACAAGAAUAAAGUCAAACCAGAUUUUGUCAAGGACCGUCGACGAGUUAAACGUGAGUAUGAUGAAUUCAAGGUCCGUAUCAAUAGUUUGCCUGACUCCAUCCGCCGUCGGUCUGAUGCCUAUCAUGCAAGGGAGGAAAUCAAGGCAAUGAAGCUUCAAAGACAGAACAGGGAAGAUGAACCUGUAGAGAUUGUGAAGAUACCGAAAGCAACAUGGAUGGCUGAUGGAACUCAUUGGCCAGGAACUUGGUUGAAUCCUGCAACUGAGCACUCUCGGGGUGACCAUGCUGGUAUAAUACAGGUGAUGUUGAAACCUCCCAGUGAUGAUCCAUUACAUGGAACUGCUGAUGAUAGGGCCAUUGAUCUCACUGAUGUUGAUAUUCGUCUUCCAUUGCUUGUUUAUGUUUCUCGUGAGAAGCGCCCAGGCUAUGAUCACAACAAGAAGGCAGGUGCCAUGAAUGCCCUGGUUCGGGCAUCUGCAAUUAUGUCCAAUGGCCCAUUCAUCCUGAACCUUGACUGUGAUCACUAUAUCUACAACUCUCAGGCAAUGAGGGAAGGCAUGUGCUUCAUGAUGGAUCGAGGAGGUGACCGCAUUUGUUAUGUCCAGUUCCCUCAGAGGUUUGAGGGGAUUGACCCUUCUGAUCGAUAUGCCAAUCACAAUACUGUUUUCUUUGAUGUGAAUAUGCGAGCCCUUGAUGGUCUUAUGGGCCCUGUCUAUGUCGGAACUGGAUGCCUCUUUAGAAGGAUUGCCCUUUAUGGAUUUGAUCCACCUCGAUCAAAAGAACACCAUCCUGGUUGCUGCAGUUGCUGCUUUUUUGGUCGUAACAAGAAGCAUUCCUCAAUGGCACACACCCCAGAGGAAAAUCACUCUCUGAGAAUGGGUGAUUCUGAUGAUGAGGAGAUGAACCUAUCCCUGCUUCCUAAGAAGUUUGGGAACUCAACAUUUCUCAUUGAUUCAAUUCCAGUGGCAGAAUUUCAAGGUCGUCCCCUUGCAGAUCAUCCAGCUGUGAAGAAUGGCCGCUCACCUGGUGCCCUCACCAUUCCUCGCGAACUUCUUGAUGCUUCAACUGUUGCAGAGGCAAUCAGUGUUAUUUCAUGCUGGUAUGAGGACAAGACUGAGUGGGGACACCGUGUUGGGUGGAUUUAUGGGUCUGUUACUGAAGAUGUAGUCACUGGUUAUAGAAUGCACAACAGAGGAUGGAAAUCAGUUUAUUGUGUGACCAAGCGUGAUGCUUUCCGUGGAACUGCUCCAAUUAAUCUCACUGAUAGGCUUCACCAAGUCCUGCGUUGGGCAACUGGUUCUGUUGAAAUUUUCUUUUCUCGUAACAAUGCGCUCCUGGCCAGUCCAAGAAUGAAGUUGUUGCAGAGGAUUGCCUAUCUUAAUGUUGGAAUCUAUCCCUUCACCUCCAUUUUCUUGAUUGUCUACUGUUUCUUACCCGCACUUUCCCUAUUCUCUGGCCAGUUCAUUGUCCAGACCCUCAACGUCACUUUCCUUACUUACCUCCUCAUCAUUACAGUGACUCUUUGUUUGCUAGCUGUGCUGGAAAUUAAGUGGUCUGGCAUCGCGUUAGAAGAAUGGUGGAGAAAUGAGCAGUUUUGGUUGAUUGGGGGGACAAGUGCGCAUCUUGCUGCUGUGCUUCAGGGGUUGUUGAAAGUGAUUGCUGGGAUUGAGAUUUCUUUCACCUUGACAUCAAAAUCAGCAGGAGAUGAUGUGGAUGAUGAGUUUGCUGAUCUCUACAUUGUCAAAUGGACGUCCUUGAUGAUACCUCCAAUCACGAUCAUGAUGGUCAACUUAAUAGCAAUAGCAGUUGGGUUUAGCCGAACAAUUUACAGUGUUAUUCCGCAGUGGAGUCGUCUACUAGGUGGAGUUUUUUUCAGUUUCUGGGUUUUAGCUCAUCUCUAUCCUUUUGCUAAAGGGCUUAUGGGAAGAAGAGGGAGGACACCUACCAUUGUUUUUGUGUGGUCAGGUCUUAUUUCCAUCACCAUAUCCCUCCUUUGGGUGGCAAUCAAUCCCCCAUCUGGUACUAACCAAAUUGGAGGUUCAUUCCAGUUCCCUUGAUAGGACAUUCUUUAUGUUAAGGUGAAUCAGUUCAAUCGUAUAUUCCUUUAUUUAUUCUUUUUUUUUUUCGUACAAGCCGAAUAUAUUGGUGAAAAAACUAGGUAUGUUCUAUAUCAUGUGCCCAUCGGAAUAUACUUUAGGUUGGAUGGGAUCCGGUAAAUAAACUGGUUACCCUGCUCUUUUGUCGUUACUGUAUAAUGUUUACAUGGAUUACUCAAUAAUGCCUCUCAUUAUUUCUUUUGUGGUUGAUCAUCUUUAUGCUUAAAAUCAUUCUUUUUUGUAGCUUUGAUUGAAUGAUGAACAAAACCAAAAUCAACUGCUGUCCAUUUAAAAAAAAAAAAAAAGCAAAUCACUGUUGUAAUAUUUGUUCAUUUUCCAGGCAGUUUUCCCACAUUGUGAAAAUCUAGACAUGUCAAAGUAAAUUUUUUCUCAGAGUUUCUCCUUCAAAACUAGUUACAUAGCACAACUCACUGAUUUUCAAUGUGCACUACUUUAAUCCUCGUUAUGUAUUAAAUUUUUAGUCUGAGAGAGCCAAUGUACCUACUACACAUUCACUAUUGAUUGCCUU
This is a messenger RNA of Durio zibethinus, 4873 nucleotides long. RefSeq names its product cellulose synthase-like protein D3. Gene Ontology annotation, cellular component: membrane. The record is from RefSeq and is a predicted model, not a curated record. Gene Ontology annotation, molecular function: cellulose synthase (UDP-forming) activity. Lineage: Eukaryota; Viridiplantae; Streptophyta; Magnoliopsida; Malvales; Malvaceae. Gene Ontology annotation, biological process: cellulose biosynthetic process.